UAUUUUCCGAACACCCUGUAGAACUAAGCUACUGAAACAAAUGAGCUUCGUGGAAAGUCGGCAGUGCUCGUCGAGCCGCCAUUAUUAAGUAACGAGCGGUGAUCCGGGGCGAAAAUCAAAAUUGGCUUUGUUUUGAUGGUGGUGUGGCACUUUUAAAAAUCUUUCCCAAAAUGUCGGGGGAGGUGCGAAAACGCAAAGACAAAAAGAAACGCAAAGACGAGGAUUUGAGUCUCGGGGCUUCGAACGAAGACCUCAAUAUACACGUUUAUAAGGAAGGAAGUACCGGAGGGAAUAUCUGCGCCAAAAUCGUCUUCGUCUUACUUUUUUCCGCUCUAAUUGUCUUAAUAGGGCUGAUAGUCAAAGAAAAUCAAGGCCUAAACGAACUCGAACACGUUCCAGUAGAAUCUCGUUUCUCUCAAAUAUUCGAAGGAUGGGUCGAGAAAAAUUCUGGUGAACACGACGAAGACCAUCAAGAUUCCCAUCAACUAUCACACGAACACGAUGACGAUGAUGAAGAUGACCACAACGAAUCCGAAGAACACCCAGCAGAAGUUUCGGAGGAAGAACAGUCUCAGGAGUACGAAGAUGAAUCAGUUCCUCAAUCCGAAGAACGGACUGAAGAAACCGAAGAAGAACCUCAAAGCGAAGUUGAAGAAGAUGAUGAUAAUACUGUUGAGGAGGAAAAUGAAUCAGAAGAAAAGUCCAACAGUGUAGAGGAAGAAGAGGAUGAAUCUAAAAAUGCCCCAGAUGAAAGUACAGAGGAUAAUGAUCAAGCUGACGCUGAAGAAGAAGAAGUUAAUGAAGAGACCGCUGCAGCGGAUGAAGAACCUGAUUCAAGUACAGAAAAAAUAGAAGUAGAACAAGAAGAAGUGCCAGUAAUUGAAAAAGUCGAAGAUGUCAAGCCCAAAGAGAGCUCUGGCCUGGCUACAAAAAUUGGCGUAGGAGUAGCUCUCCUGACUGUAGCAUACAACGUCUUCCUUAGAAAAAGACGACCCGAUCCUCUAGAGAUAAAACCAAGCCAAGACAACGAACCCACCCCUAACAUAUCGCGGAGAAACACAAUAAUACCACCACCGACUCUUCAAGAAGUCGAGGCAGAUUUGCCCGACUUAGAGUACGAGGAAGAAGCCUAUUCGGAACAAGAAGACGAUUAUAGCGAUGAAGAUAGUCAUAGUGAGCACAGAUCAGCUAGAGAAGAAUACGAGGAUCUUAGAGAAACGUACACCAGCUCGAUGACACCGGAGGGAGAGUUUGACGCGAAGUUGAAAAAGUUCGAAAACGACGUCCUGAAGGACGAAGAAGAUUUGUUGGAGGAAGAAGACUUGGAGGAAGAUAUAAAUAAUGAGGAGAUUGAGUCCGAAGAAGACUAUGAUGAUGAGGACGAGGAAUUGCUGAAACGGCUUGAGGCUAAAUACGGAAAAUUAGGAAGAGAUGUGAAUGUUGGCGAUGAAUCUGAGUCGGAAGGCGAAUAUGAACAUUCCGACAUUACAAAUGUACGAGAUUAUGAAAUAAAGAGCGAUUUAGAUGCAGCACAGGAGCAUCUAAAGAAGAAUGUUGCUUAUGCUAAUAAACUGUUUGAAGCCCUCCUGCAAAAAUACCCUAAUUCUCCGCGUUCAUUGUUUGGAAAAGCCCAAGCUUUGGAUAUAAUGGCUGAGCAACAGCAAAGGAAUGACCUGCUACAGCAAGCUUUACACUAUUAUUCGAGAGCUCUUAAAGUCAGUGAUAUUCCUGAUCAGUUGUUUGUAAUCGCAGCCGAAAGGUACAUAGAUAGAGCUAGAUUUCUAGGACAGUAUAGUAAGGCUGUUAAUGUUCAUUGGAAAUUGAUUGAAAGGUUUCCUGAUAACGCUACAUAUUUGAAUAAUUUAGCUGUGACAUAUUUAACGGUCAAUUCGGUUGAUGAAGCAAGAACUGUGUUGAAAAGAGUUCUAGGAAAAUGGCCGAAUGAUGGGUUUGCUCUAGUCCACUACGGGUUUAUUUUAAAGACGACCGAUAACUUGUUACAAGAAUCAAUUGACUAUAUGUCCAGAGGUUUGAAGACUAAAGCCCAAGGUGUAGUUGAUGGACGAUUCUACUUCCAUCUUGGUGACGCCCUUUCUAGACUUAACAAGCCUGAUGAGGCCAUGAAAGUAUAUGAAGAAGGCGUAAAAGAAAAAGUGUUUAUGUCAAAAUACCAAAGAUCCCUGUACAACGUCCCAAGGCUUACCGCAAAACCAUGGUGGAGCCUGGAGGACCUACCUUCAUACAAAAACCUGUUUUCCAUGUUAAAAGACAACUGGAAAAAAAUCAGAGAGGAAGGACUGUCUGCUUUGAACAGCCAAGGGUAUUUUGAGGACGAGGCUGAGAAUCUUAAAGACACCGGGACUUGGAAACAGUUUGAACUUUUUGCCAGGAGCAGAAAACACAAGAAAAAUUGUGAAAAAAGUCCUGUUACUUGCGGAAUUAUCCAGAGCUUUCCAGAUGCAAGCAACUGCAAACGGGGCCAGACCAAAUUUAGUGUCAUGCAUCCAAACACCCACGUUUGGCCACAUUGUGGACCAACCAAUUGUAGACUUAGGAUUCAUUUAGGAUUAAAAGUUCCACCAAAUACUUUCAUUAGGGUUGCUGAACAAAUAAGAUCAUGGAAAGAAGGAGAUGUAAUAAUUUUCGACGACAGUUUUGAACACGAAGUGUGGCAUAAUGGGACAGAUUUAAGACUUGUGUUGAUUAUAGACGUUUGGCACCCAGAACUAACGUCAUCUGAAAAAAACAGACUCUCAUAUAUCUAGAAUGGAUAAUAUCGUUUAUUACUCUAUUCCAAAUAUAUCAUUUUUACUUGUUGUUGUACAUAUUGUCAAUAUAUAUGUAUAUGAGAACGAU
Sitophilus oryzae (rice weevil) is the source of this 2856-nucleotide messenger RNA. Its product is annotated as aspartyl/asparaginyl beta-hydroxylase. The record is from RefSeq and is a predicted model, not a curated record. Gene Ontology annotation, biological process: peptidyl-aspartic acid hydroxylation. Gene Ontology annotation, cellular component: endoplasmic reticulum. Bases 171 to 2765 code for a protein of 864 amino acids. Gene Ontology annotation, molecular function: protein binding; peptidyl-aspartic acid 3-dioxygenase activity. The transcript has 12 exons. Lineage: Eukaryota; Metazoa; Arthropoda; Insecta; Coleoptera; Curculionidae.